Messenger RNA from Uranotaenia lowii, 2248 nucleotides. RefSeq lists its product as uncharacterized. The record is from RefSeq and is a predicted model, not a curated record. Bases 161 to 448 code for a protein of 95 amino acids. Lineage: Eukaryota; Metazoa; Arthropoda; Insecta; Diptera; Culicidae. The transcript has 4 exons.
GGUAAAGAACAAGAAGAAGAAUCGGGUUUCGCCAGCACCUAGCCGGUAUCAGUCUAAUCAGUCUUGAGUUAUCUUGCAAAAAGAGCAGUUGAAUUUUUUCGCCCCUACCAUCAUCAUCAACUCGGGAGGAGACCGGAUCGCCAAAUAAAAUCAACCGAAGAUGUUCAAGUCGCACCUGGAAAUGAUCGGCAGCUACGAGCCCAUCAGCAAGAAGGCUCGUUUCUUCAACACCUACCUGAAGUCCCUGAAGGGUUCCCAGGACAUCGUCGCCAAGGAGAAGCGUAACUACGCCUCCUCGAUCGAAACCGGCAGCAUCUACUCGGACUCGUCCAAGUUCGCCGUUGAGCGCAUCCACGCCCCCGGCUACCACUACAACCCGGUCAGCAAGGACACCUAUGGCGUCACCCCGAGGAAGAUCAACACCCGCGACUUUGCUGUACGUCGUUAAAUCGACCCCCAGUCGAGUGAACAGCCCGGAAUUAGGCUAGAACGUAAUCGAACGUAAAACUUGAACAACAACAACAUCAGCAGCAACAUCAACAAAACCUACCAUCGACAGCAGGUCCAUCAAAGGAUGUUCGAACACCGAAAAGACGACGGUAGAGAAUGGUCCUAACGAUGUGACCUUUAUUUGGCGACCUCCCUCACAUAAAUGAAAACAAAAAUAAUAAUAAUAACACAGCCAAAUUCGAGCUUGCUGACAGACAGCAACAGCAAUGCAAAAGCAACAACAACAACAACGUUACAAGACAAGACAACUUCAAGACCAAACAUUGUUUUGAACGGACAUAAACAAACGGUUAUGUCUCUCUUUUUUGAUAAACAAAACAUUAAUAUUUUUGUUACGUUUUUUGGAAUUUUGAUUUGUUGAAAACGAAAUUUGUAAACAACGAUGACAACUAACGUCAAUCAAUCGACCAACUGUUCUACAAAAGAAACAGACAUAACUCAACAUACACACAUACACACAAAAAAAAAUAACCACAAAGACUCCAUCUAGAAUGACAUCGAAAGACAACUUAAGCAGUGUAGUUUAAGAAAAAAAAUUGAAGCAGAUGAAGUUUGAAAAAAAAAAUUCUAUUUCAAUUGAAAAUUUAUUUCAGUCAAUUAUAGCGAAAGCAACAACAACAUCGAGAAUCGUUUAAAAUCAUAUUUAUUUACAAUGCAAUGAUGAUAAAGAUAAUGUUUUAGUGGUAGCUCCUCUCCAAGAAAUAAAAUAAUUACAUUUUAAGUAAAGAAGAAGAAGAACAACAAUAACAACAACAAAAACAACAUCGAAAACAACAUCAAACUAUGGCGACAUUAGAAUCCAAACUAAAUUGCUAAAAUAGCUAAGGAAAUGAUGACAACGUGAAAACGCAUCAAGAAUUUAAUUUGUAUAGAAGUUAACGGUAAAAUGGUAAAAAGAAACACAAACGGUUUCAAAGGCUUGAAACUCUAUGCUUUGAAGGUGUGCAAAACAAAAGAAAUAAAAAUAUGGUAACCCGAACCAAAAAAAUAGAAAAAUAUUGUUAGCGAAAAUGAAAAAGCGUAAAUAAAAAUGUAACACUUAUCAGUCAUAUUACUUUUAAUUUAAUUUAAAAAAAAUAACGGAAGCACAGGAUUCUAGCUUGAAGAAACCAGAAAAAAACGUCUAUGAAACAUACAACUUUACCCUUAGUCAGUAGAGGUUAUUGAAAGAAACCAUAAAUGAAUAAAAAAUGAUUUACUUGUACUAUGUUUAAGGUAGCACGCAGAGAAACUUGUAAACAGAGAUUAGCAUUAAAACAAACUCUUGUAAACUAUUUAUAAAUCGUGAAAAAAUAAUCAACCAAAAAAAGGAACGAAACCCUGGAAGUGGAAGAUAUUUAAAAUAAUAAUUGUCUAUAUUUUUUCUGUUUUUUUAAUAAGUUUUAAACUGUGUAACAAUUUGAUAUGAGUAGUAGAGAUUUAACGCAGAACAACCAAAACCAAACACAAGCAAAACCAAGACGAAUAAUCAAAUAAAACAAAAAUGGAAGCGUAAAAAAGAUCCGAGAAAAUGAAAACACCGCAAGCAGCCCGCAAACGGACACUAAAAGCACGUUUCCACCGAUGAUGUGAAGGUUUGUGGGUGUGCGUGUUUUCCAUUUUUUUUAAUUUAAAUUUUUGUUAGCAACAAUCUGUACUCAAGGCUGUAAACUAUGACAACAACUUAGAGAAAGAAGAAAACGAGUUGAAUAAAAAGACCGAUAAAAGGCGAAAACAACAACAAAAAAAAAAAACAAAA